CCACAGCUUUCGCUACUCCCAUCAUAGCUUCCAGACUCAAACAUCAGAGUAAAUUCUUACCAACAGUCUUCUCCUCCAAUAUGAAGUUGGCAGCAUCAAUUCUUCUCCUUGGCUCAACGCUGAUCUCCAGCGCCAUUGCGGCAACUGCUGGGUGUGGUAAAGCACCUACGACUCUGAAGAACGGAUUGAACACGGUCAACAUCAAUGGCAAGAACCGACAGUACACUCUCACUCUUCCCAGCAACUACGACAACACAAAACCCCACCGAUUUGUAUUUGGUCUUCACUGGCGCGAUGGCACAAUGAACAGCAUCCUCGAUGGUCGUGAGAUCAGACCCUACUACGGCCUUCCCAGCCUCGUCAACUCACCCACCAUCUUUGUAGCUCCCGACGGGCUCAACCGUGGCUGGGCCAACAAUGGCGGCGAGGACAUCACGUUUCUAUCCAACAUCAUCAAAACAACUAGCGACCAGCUCUGUAUCGACGAGAAGCUGAGGUUCUCCAUGGGCUGGAGCUUCGGCGGCGCCAUGUCGUACUCGCUGGCAUGUUCGCUUCCCAACGAUAUCCGUGCCGUGGCCGUGCUUUCUGGAGGCCCUGUAUCGGGCUGUGCAGGUGGAACCGGCCCCGUUGCGUACUACGGCCAGCACGGCGUGAGUGAUUCGGUUUUGGGGAUCAAUCUGGGCAGGCAAUUGAGAGACACGUUUGUGAGGAACAACCAGUGCCAACAGCAGAACCCACCCGAGCCCAACCGUGGAAGUCGUCAGAACAUCUUGACAAAAUACAAUGGGUGUGCUGCUGACAAGCCGGUUUGGUGGAGAGCUUUUGAUGGAGAUCAUACGCCUAUCCCUAUCAAUGGAGGUACUAACAAGGAUUCGACGUUUACUGGACCGGGUGUUUGGGAGUUUUUCUCUCAGUUUGGUUAAGGCUUGAGAUGUGGGAAGGAUAUGAGUGAAUAUAGAGGUAUAUAUCUAUGAUCUAUAUUCAACAAUUGGUAUCCCAGUUCUCCAUUAUAACUAAUUGCACCUUAUUUGCUGGCAUAAUUGCACUGAACAUUGUUGCAACCAUAUCUAGACUGCCGUGCACGGGGACUCGCUCCUUCAGUUUCUGACCCAUAAAAGAUUGUGUUAAUCCCCGAAGAUCUCAACGUGGCUAUAAGUCUUUC
This is a messenger RNA of Periconia digitata, 1162 nucleotides long. Lineage: Eukaryota; Fungi; Ascomycota; Dothideomycetes; Pleosporales; Periconiaceae. The record is from the annotation of a GenBank genome assembly.